CAUGUCACAUAAAAUACUUUUAUGAACAUGAAAAUAAACACAAUAUGUCCUCUUUCAAAUUCGAACUUAUAAUUAAUAAUUAGAUGGAGGUAGAGCCCAAAUACAUGUUUUAACCUAGUCACAAAAUACACAAGAUAAACCAAACAAACAAAAACAAUCCAUAUUCAACCUGCCAUUUAACCAGAAUUAAAAAGUUCACUGAAAAAUACAGAGUUACUCACAAACCCUUAUUAAAUCAAGAGAACCAAAUCAUAAUCUUGUCUACACAUUGAGAUACGUAUAAAACACAGAUAUCCUUAUUACUUUCCAAAUAACUUAUUAUGUUGGUGACAUUAAACUAAUCUUCAUUCGAGAGUUCGGUUUUACGAGGAGCUCCUGAACGCCACACUGAUUGGAACAGGUGGCCACGGAGCCGCUCGCUAACGCAGCUCGUGGGUUGGGCUCAGAGACCAAACAUUUCAUUGAUUUCUGCAGUUUCUGGUAACUUCUAAUAACGAUAUAACAUUACUUUGUGUGGCUAAAGACGGGUAUUCAAUGUAAAUACGAUUGGAUAUAUCGUCAAAGGCUAAAGGCUAAUAACCAGUUAGCCUGUGGUAGUUUACCUUGUUUACCUUACCCUUCAUUCUGGUUCAUUUUUUUUACGAUUAAACAUCGGUUAAAUGCCAGAAAUGUAUAGAAGAUUCAACCCCCAAAGAUACUACAUGUUUUUUGUUGAUGCUAUAAAGUAGACAAAAUUGGUGAAAUCACAUUUUUGAUAGUUAAACUGUUCGAAAAGUGUAACAAUCUAUUUUUCCACCAUUGUUGUGUAAGCCUGUUGAUUUACCAACUUAGAUUGUUUUGUUUUGGACAAUUUCUAUAUGAUCAGUAUACAUUGACAUGCUCAGAAGUAAAUUACAAUAAAGUGUGUUUGACAAAAUCUCUAUCCAUGAAUCUCAGGGGUAUUUAAGUUGAUUUCAAGUUAAGUUAUUUUAGUAUUGCUGAAGAAAUAAACCUCUUAUUGUUCUUAAAAGCUGUAAUAGUAAAGUUAAAUGCUUCAGAAUUGAAAAACACUUCAUGCAUUAACCUACAUUUGGAAAUAUUUCAAUUGCUCUUGUAAAAACUAGCCAACCAUUUAACAAUACCGACAAUGACAUUAUUAAUAUCCUUCUGAGCUGUGUUUUUAAACUAAUAUGUAUUUUCUCCUUUAUUUUCCUCUGUUUUCAAGUGUUCAGCUUGAGAUGAAUGAAAUUGCAGAGGCCAGAUCUCUCCUUAAUUCCUGCUCCUCUCUGACAUCUCUCAGCUCCAAACAAACAUGGCUGCCAUCUGAAUCCCAUCUGCGGCUUUCCUGGAUGAACGACCGCCAAAUGGAGCAGGAUUCCCGGCACCAGUAUGUGGAGAUGCAGUCGAGUCCUGCGUCUCCUUUCUACGAGGAACUCUUCUGCACCUCCAGCUCUCUGGCCGGCGCCCUCCUGGCCUCCGCAGGGCCGCAGAGCGAUGUGGUGAAGAGAGGAUACCUGGGGAAGCUGGAGCGCAAACACAGGAGGUAUUUUGUCCUGAGAGCAGGAAGCCACAUCGGGCCGAGCCGCCUCGAGUGGUACCAGAGCCAGGAGAAGUUCACAGCAGUGGAGAAAACUGCUGGAAGUCUGUUCGGCUCUAGCAAACAAGGGGUGAUCUACCUGAGGUGCUGUGUCGGUGUGAGCCGCAGUGGCAGUUCCAGGAAAGGCCUCACGGUGGCGCUGUACGCCAAAAACCAAACCGUGGUGCUUGUGGUGGAGGAGCAGGGGGAGCAGGAGGAGUGGUACCUGGCCAUCAAGAAACUGAUGGAUGAAGAGCACGGGGCAGGCUUUGAUGAAGACGAUGAUGGGUACUGCACUCUGCCCCCUGCUGCUUUCUUCAAAGAGGUUUGGCCCGUCGCGGUGAAGCCCCGGGGUUUGGGUUGUACCAAGUCCCUGGCGGGGGAGAGUCGUCUCUGCCUCACAGCUUCGUCGCUCAUCCUGGCCAGAGCGGCUGCAGGCAGCGACUUGCCGUCUGUCACUAUUCCUCUGCUGAGUGUUCGCCGCUUUGGCCACUUGGACGGUUCCUUCUUCCUGGAGCUGGGCAGGUCGGCGCCCAACGGUCCUGGAGAGAUCUGGAUGGAAGCAAGAGAGCAAGGGAGCCCAGCAGUAGCCCAGCACAUCCACGAGGUGGUCCGAGAGACAGUCAGAGCGCUGCGAGCUCUGCCCGACUUCAGCCGCUCUCCCACCUCCAACCAUCAGCUUCAAACCCUUCUGGCUUCCAAAGGCUGCCGACCCAAGCACCGAGACAAGCCAGCGGGUGUGAGACCACUCGCUUCUCGUGCCAGAAACCCUGAAAGCCCGUGCAAAUGUCCCCCUGAGCCCCUCCAACCCCACGAAACAGACCCUCAUCAGAGCUCUGAGUCGAGGACUGGCGGCUACAUGGAGAUGAAGAUGGACCAACAUCUCCCGCUGAGCAAAGAGAGGGAGAGAGUCAGCCAAACGCCUCCUAUGUUGACAGAGGAGGAGGACUGGGAGUCGGGUCAGCAGGGGCUGGGGUACAUGGUGAUGUCUCCUCAGUUGAGCCACAGUUUGUCUGCGCUGCCUCAGGACGACUACGUGACGAUGGCGAGCCCACAGAAACACACAAGGCCAUCUUCCUCUUCAUCCUCCUCUCCUCUGCAGACAUCCUUCAACAGCUUUACCUCCGAGACCUCCUCUCCGCUGCAUCAUCAGACCCACUGGCUGCUGGCGACCUCCGUCCAACAGUCGGAAGCAGAAACCGGCCAAUCACAGAGGAGCAUCAGCCAUGCACAGGAUGAGGAAAUGGGGGAACAGUCGCAGCAGAUCCGCCUCCCAGCACACACCAGCACCAGGAGGGAUGAUGGCUGUGAUGUGACGACUCCAUUUGACUCGGGCGUAGCGAGUCCCAACUGUGGCAGACUCAAAGCUGCCACAGAACGAUCCGUCCGAAGAUACCGCCUGUCUUUGUGUCUGCCGUCCUGCAUGCAAGCUGAGGACAGAAACUGAGGACUACACAGAAAGAUAAAUAUUCUUUAUUCAUCAGGGAAACUCAGGAGUCUUAGCAGCAACAGAGAGAAAGGAACAAAGUAAUACUAAAUAAAUAACGAAAAAUGUAAGAAACAGUAUGAAUUAAAAUGUAAAGGUGUUUACAUCUAUGAAUAUGUUAAAUAUAUAUAUGUACUUUUGGAAGUUCAAGUCAUGAAUGCAUACAGAAAGGUCAACUUGCACACUUGAAUCAAGGCUUUAAACUCUGAAUAUGUGUUUGAGAAAAAUAAAGUUGUCUUGGUGACAGUUAUUGUCUGUUAUUUGCACUUAGUUUUGUCUUUACUUCCUAGUCUCUUUUGGUGUGGAUUAAGUCACGCCCUUUGGUUUCUACACAGGUUUAUUUAAAGUGUUUUAAAAAAAUAGUCACAAGAAUUAUUUUGUAUUUGUUUUGACAGCUUUCA
This is a messenger RNA of Trematomus bernacchii (emerald rockcod), 3442 nucleotides long. RefSeq names its product insulin receptor substrate 2-B-like. Lineage: Eukaryota; Metazoa; Chordata; Actinopteri; Perciformes; Nototheniidae. Gene Ontology annotation, molecular function: insulin receptor binding; phosphatidylinositol 3-kinase binding. Bases 1170 to 3002 code for a protein of 610 amino acids. The record is from RefSeq and is a predicted model, not a curated record. Gene Ontology annotation, cellular component: plasma membrane; cytosol. The transcript is spliced from 5 exons. Gene Ontology annotation, biological process: insulin receptor signaling pathway.